AUGUCCAGAUUCCGUAACCAAUUCCUUCUGACCUGGAAUGAGGACAUCUCGAAUAGAACAUUCCAACAAGGUGAGCCUCUACCCCUCGAAGACAUUCAUCUUCUCGUUUCUGACACCACUAGCCUUCCAUACAAGGACGAGGAAUCCACACAAUGCAGUAUCUGCUACCAGACCUACCAAAAAGCCGAGACAAUGAUGGUGCUGCGCUGCACUCAUACGUUCCACGCUGUCUGUCUCGCCCAAUGGUUUCAGCGGUCUCACACCUGCCCAAAAUGCCGCGACGACCCAGGUCAAGAUAUGCCUGGCCCUAUUGACCCUGCUUGCGAGGGCGACGUUGCUCUCUACGACUCGUUCCGCAACACGGUCUGGUCCACGAUCUGUGCUGCGCGGGACAUUAGAUUGCGCGAGCGUCGUCUGCGGCAUGGUCCCGAAGACGAGCUUGACUCGCGGGUUAUGGCUACCAGAUACGACGUGGACGCCGUUGCUCGUGUCUUGAAUUACACACGGCCCUCAAUUCGUUCUCGAGGCUCUGCGUGUGCGAAUCAUUUCACUCUUUGGCCACUGAUGGCGUCGGCUCGGCAGCGUAAGGACGAGGCGGAGGGUGAGUAUCUAGCUCGGGUGGCUGCUCGGGUGGCGCUCACGGGAGGCGCUGCUGACCACGAGGACAACGAGGAUGACCCAGCUGUCGGCGCUGGUGAAGAUCAACAUGCUGUCAACGAUGCUGCCGAAGGCUACAAUGGAGCACUGGUCAACGAAGAUGCCGAUCAGCACGCCCAUCUCACAGACUACGAGCAAUCAAUGCUCGAGUUCUGGAACGAUUGA
Cyphellophora europaea CBS 101466 is the source of this 822-nucleotide messenger RNA. RefSeq lists its product as uncharacterized. Gene Ontology annotation, molecular function: ubiquitin-protein transferase activity. Gene Ontology annotation, biological process: protein ubiquitination. The transcript has 2 exons. The record is from RefSeq and is a predicted model, not a curated record. Bases 1 to 822 code for a protein of 273 amino acids. NCBI's taxonomy places the organism in Eukaryota, Fungi, Ascomycota, Eurotiomycetes, Chaetothyriales, Cyphellophoraceae. Gene Ontology annotation, cellular component: endoplasmic reticulum.